This is a messenger RNA of Myotis daubentonii (Daubenton's bat), 1831 nucleotides long. RefSeq names its product fibrillarin like rRNA 2'-O-methyltransferase 1 (gene FBLL1). Gene Ontology annotation, cellular component: nucleolus; Cajal body; box C/D methylation guide snoRNP complex. Gene Ontology annotation, biological process: rRNA methylation; box C/D sno(s)RNA 3'-end processing. NCBI's taxonomy places the organism in Eukaryota, Metazoa, Chordata, Mammalia, Chiroptera, Vespertilionidae. The record is from RefSeq and is a predicted model, not a curated record. Gene Ontology annotation, molecular function: RNA binding; rRNA methyltransferase activity; histone H2AQ104 methyltransferase activity.
UAACCAUUGAGCCACACUACAACCCUUCGAGGCAGGUUUUGCUUUACAGAUGGGAUGAUGAGAGGCAGCGCAAGAAACUUGCUCAAGUUCAAACAAGAACCGCAGAGAGGGUCAGUGAGCUUCCCGAGACCACACAGCACGCGAGCGGCCCAGCCAGGACGAAGCCCAUGCUUCUCUCCCCCGGUCCUGCCCAGACGCCCGCUUCUGCAGCCCAGGAGAGGUGGGAGGGGUCCCUGAGGAAGCAGAUGGGUGGGGGAGGGGAGAGAGCAGGCGGCAGGCCACGUCUGCAGCCAGGGGGGCUUCCGGGGGCUCCCGCAUCGCCCCUGCGGCGGAUGCGAUGACGCCAGUGCCUGCGUCAAGGGCGCGGGUGGAGCGGCACUGCGGCACUGCGGCACUGCGGUGCGCUCCACUGCCGCGCUCGGCGUCCGUGCCGCGGGAGCUGGGCGAGCGGUGCCGCCGGCCGCCGCCGCCAACCUUUGUUCCUGCGCCAGGACCGCCGCCCGGAGCCACCGGCCGCAGCUGACCACCGGUGCCCGGGGUGCGCCAUGAAGUCCUCUUGGCGCGGGGGCGGCUCGGGUGGCCGCUGGGGUGGCGGCUGGGGCGGAGGACGAGGCAGGGGAGGCUACGGCGGUGAUGGAGGUGGCCAGGGCGGCAAGGGCAGCUACGGCUCGCGGGGCCGUACCUUCAGCCGGGGCCGCGGGCGCGGUGGCGGCGGCGGUGGAGGCGGCGGCGACAGGAGCAGCUGGGACCGCAGCGGUGGCUGGGACCGUGGCGGCGGCGGCAGCAGCAGCGGUGGCGGCGGCGGCGGCUGGGAUCGCAGCGGCGGCUGGGACCGCGGUGGCAGUGGCGGCGGCGGCGGCGGCGGCUAUGGUGGCGGCGGCGGUGGCUACGGCGGCGGCGGCGGCGGCGGCGGCUACGGUGGCGGGCGGCGCGGCGGCAAGAACAAGAACCGCCGCAAGAAGGGGAUGAGGGUCGUGACGGUGGAGCCGCACCGGCACGAGGGCGUCUUCAUCUACCGCGGCAUGGAGGACGCGCUGGUCACGCUGAAUAUGGUGCCCGGCCAGUCGGUGUACGGCGAGCGGCGGGUCACGGUGAACGAGGGCGGCGCGAAGGUGGAGUACCGCACCUGGAAUCCCUUCCGCUCCAAGCUGGCCGCGGCCAUCCUGGGCGGGGUCGACCAGAUCCACAUCAAGCCCAAGUGCAAGGUGCUGUACCUGGGCGCCGCCUCGGGCACCACGGUCUCCCACGUCUCCGACAUCAUCGGCCCCGACGGCUUGGUCUACGCGGUCGAGUUCUCGCACCGCGCCGGCCGCGACCUGGUCAACGUCGCCAAGAGCCGCACCAACAUCAUCCCGGUCCUGGAAGAUGCCCGGCACCCGCUCAAGUACCGCAUGCUCGUGGGGAUGGUGGAUGUGAUCUUCGCAGACGUGGCUCAGCCCGACCAGUCCCGCAUCCUGGCUCUGAACGCCCACACCUUCCUGCGCAACGGGGGCCACUUUCUCAUCUCCAUCAAGGCCAACUGCAUCGACUCCACCGCGUCGGCCGAGGCGGUGUUCGCUUCGGAGGUGAGGAAGCUGCAGCAGGAGAAUUUGAAGCCCCAGGAGCAGCUGACCCUGGAGCCCUAUGAGCGAGACCACGCCGUGGUGGUCGGCGUCUACCGGCCCAUCCGGUCCAGUUCCAAGAGCCGCAGCAGCAAGUAGAGCCCCGCCGGGACUGCCCCUGAGAGAUCUCCCCCAGACCUUGCCGCCUUCAGUGUUACCAUGUCUGUGUUUUCUUUGUGUGCUGUUUUGCUCUCCUUCGCUUAACUAUUAAAUGGCAUAAAGAAACGGUA